Molecule: messenger RNA, 1103 nt
Organism: Ceraceosorus bombacis
Lineage: Eukaryota; Fungi; Basidiomycota; Exobasidiomycetes; Ceraceosorales; Ceraceosoraceae
Source: the annotation of a GenBank genome assembly
AUGAAGUUGGAUAGCGAUGAUUCUCGACGUGAGAGUGAAACGAAAGGGAAGCGGAAGAGGAGCAGACGAAGCCUUUCGCAGAGUCCAAGCUCGGAUUGGGAUCCAGCAGUAAGUUUGCGCGUUGUGGCGAUAUGCUCGUCGAAGAAAAAAAAAAGAUUUCCUCGCAUCCGCCUUGCCUGUCAGGGCUUGCUCAUCACGUGCGUUUCCUACCAACGGCCACACAGGAGAUUUGGUGCUACAAUUGUGCCUCUCGAGGAUCGCAUUGGGGCGAUGAUUGCCCAGAGCGCUACAAUGCAAGGGGAGAUCCUUCUGCCUAUUCCCACUUCAUGUCCUUGGCAGGUCCCUUUGGCUCCAUGUUCGCCUCUCGAGCCCCGCUUGCGCAGAGCACUGCUCGUACCAACGAGCACAUUCGCUUUGGCGAAUCCACCAAUCACGCUUUCGACUUUGAUCUGGGAGACGGAGCGUCCAUCAGGCUGGCUCAGGAUCCUUCCAGGCACGCUGCUAGCAUCGUGGAUCAACUGAUCGAUAGCGGAAGAGCGACUGGCAGGGAUAAAAGAGCGAGGGGACCACCUUCCAGACGCGGUCGAGUUGGCGGUGGUGAGAAUGCGCAAGGCUCAUCGCACUCCAGCUCGAUGCCUACGAGACGCAGGGCGGAGAGGUAUCAGGAUGCAACCGACGCACCUCGCAACGCUCGUCUGCAGCAAAGAGAGGCCCAAUCGGCGCAGCAAAAGCAGCGCGAGCGUGAGAGGGAGAGGGAGAGAGAAAGGGACAGCGAGGAUUCUUUGCGGAGCGGUAGCAGCAGCAAGAAGUCGAGGAGAAAGAAGCGCGCAAAGGAUCACGUGGACGAUUGGUUCGAUAGACCUUCCGCUGCCACUACGUCGCGCAAACAUGCCGCUCAGAACGCUUCAUCGCUAUCUGAUAGGAUGUCAGGUUCGGUGGGGCAGAAGAACAAGUCGUCCAUCUCCAAUGCAUCGGCGGGCAAGGAACAACGAAGGCAGCGUCGAAGAGGGGAACCCGAGUUUGGGCGCUUUGCUAGGGCCGACGGAGCGGAGCAUUCUAGACCCGCUAGCACUUUUCGACCUCAAUUCCACGGCGACUACUGA